This is a messenger RNA of Fopius arisanus, 1427 nucleotides long. RefSeq lists its product as uncharacterized. Gene Ontology annotation, molecular function: BMP binding; receptor ligand activity. Gene Ontology annotation, biological process: animal organ morphogenesis. The transcript has 4 exons. The coding region runs from base 288 to 1235 and encodes 315 amino acids. The record is from RefSeq and is a predicted model, not a curated record. Lineage: Eukaryota; Metazoa; Arthropoda; Insecta; Hymenoptera; Braconidae.
GCAGUUUCGUGCCACGGGGCACUGGCGAUCGAGCUUUUUAGCUUCACUCCACGAUUCAAUAUUUAUUCUCCCAAUCAUUAUUUAUCUUCAUUUUUUAUUUCUACGGUCGAUUCGAGUGACCCAGAGCUUAUCCUCUUGGCUAAGUGUCCGGGGGAAACAGCGUGAUCAUUUUUUUUUUCUCGAAUUUUUGGGAGAUCGGUAAUGAUGACCUAGGUGUGACUUGACAGUUUGUCGAGAGUAUUGUUCCGGUUGGAACACUGUUGGAUUAUUUCUCAACAGCAGCUACCAUGAAGUCUAUAAGAAAUCUUGUGGCGUUGAUAUUGCUGGGGACCAACCUGAUGAUCCUUCAGGCACAUCGUGAACACAAGGUUCACAAUAUCGUUUUAUAUCCGGACAAGCACAGUUGGUGCAAGACGACGCCAAUAAAGCAGGUAGUCACGUGGCCCCAGUGCUCGUCCCAGGAGUUGGAUAACAACGUAUGCGUCGGAGCAUGUUUCUCAUAUAUGGUACCACACAGCGAGCCCUCAGCCCCAGGAGACCUUAUUAGGCCUUACUGUGACUCCUGCCAGCCCCUUGACAGUGUCUGGCAUACGGUCACCCUCGACUGCAAAGAUGAUAAGAAAAAUGCAAUAAAAAUGCAGAAGAAGGUCCAAAUAAUCACCAAUUGCUCAUGCUCUUCUUGCAUGGAGACCUCUCGAAUAAAGCCGGAUUACAACACCCUCUUGCGGACGCUUGCCGAAGAGAAUAUGGACAAAAACGUAAACAUCAUCCACGAAACACCGGAUCUUCUCCUCGAUCCUAAUCUCAACUCCUCCAAGAAUACCACCAAGGACAAUCUCCAGGUCAGCGACAAGUUCCUCCACUUGUUCAGGGAGAUGAGGGACAAGGAGAAGGUCGACGAGGCCGAGGCCAAGGAGCUCUUCGCCAAAUUCGAGGAGGGCAUGGACCUGGGCAAAUUGCAAGAGAUCCUCAAGAAGUACGAGCAUGUGGAUGAGCACAAGCAUCACAGUCAUCAUAAACUCGAGCAGAGCCAUGGGGCAGAGGCUGAAGAGAUUCCCAGUCUGCUUCAUGCAAGUUUGCACAGGGGUCCCCAUCAUUCUCUCGUACUUGAGCCCGAUGUCAAGGGAAAGAUCGAUGUCGAGCCCCAUGAUCUUCAGCCAGCUGUCGCUGGACAGGAGAUCAGCUAUCACGAUACUGUUGCCGUUGAUAAGGACAAGAAGAAGGACUUCAUCUAGGGACACACCUCAAUAAUUAUCAUCGGAAUUUCUGGUGAUUUUUGUUGAUCCUUAACCCUUCCAGGGGACUGCCUUGAUACGAGUACUUCUUUCGUACAAAUCUGAUGUUAUCAUCAAUAUUUGAUGACGAAUGGGCUAAUUGGAUGGGAGUGUUAGUUGUAGUAAUUACAAAUUGCGUUAGUUUCAACUAAA